Molecule: messenger RNA, 632 nt
Organism: Amoebophrya sp. A120
Lineage: Eukaryota; Dinophyceae; Syndiniales; Amoebophryaceae
Source: the annotation of a GenBank genome assembly
GUAACUAGACUGAGGUGCCGCCCAUGCUGUUUGGUCUGAUGGAUGUUUACGCGCGCUAGCGGUCUCGACGAAUUGGUUGGACAUACUGUGUGGCUCAGCCGCACUCGUUGUCGUGUCGGUUUCGACCCUCACGCGGCGACAGCUGCCUGUCUGGCUACCUGUCACCGCCUCUUCGUGGCCUUCGCCACCGGUCGUUUGUGCUCGACCCUGCUUCCUUUCGCUGUGCGACUGGGGGUGGGUCUCGGGUACAAAACGACCGUCCCACCUCGGGGGAGAGGUCAACUUCUCUUGUCCUGUAUGACAAAGUUACCACCUCUUGGUACACCAUCGGUUCAUCUGCGAUGAACCUGUGCCCGUCGGCACUGUGGCUGCGUCUUCGCGCCACGCUGCACCUCACGCAGCGCUGCACCUCACGCAGCACCGUCGCGUCGUUGCGACAAUGUGUCCCUCACGACACGCGUUGGUGGUGCGAAAGCACCCCUUCGCACCCAGUGCUUGCCUCUGCAGCACGCUUUCUUACGCUGCCAGCUCCCCGUGUGGGACCGUGCAGCGUGCGGUUGGACACCGCAGGCCGUGUGUUAUGCUCCUCCGGUGCGCAGGCAAGAUAACCUGCGCACGCGUCGGUGUCGGCA